UUUGUGCUACUGGCUAGCUUGCUUAGCAAGGGGUCUCCAUCAGCAGGAGGCGGAGAAAGACAGCGGGCAAACAGAGAGAGCAGUCGAAUCAAGAGACUGAACCUUACCUGGAGAACCGGGGGGCUCUUCCACACAGGAAACAGUUAUUAGAAAGGCUGUACAAUGUCCGAUUUUGACAGCAACCCGUUCGCAGACCCGGACUUCAGCAAUCCCUUUCAGGAUCCCUCAGUGACUCAGGUGACCCGGUCUGCCCCUCCUGGUGGUCUGGAGGAGUAUAAUCCCUUCACAGAUGCCAAAACGGCGGCCCCUGGGAAUGCUCCCAAAGCGACUCCUGUACCUUCCCAGCAGAACACACAACCUGCCAUCAUGAAACCCACAGAGGAGCCGCCAGCCUACUCACAGCAACAGAGUCAGCGGCGCAAUGAGGACCAAGCACGUGUUCAGGCGGAGUUGUUGAGAAGGCAGGAGGUGCUGGAGAAGAAAGCGGCAGAGCUCGAUCGUCGGGAGAGAGAACUCCAGUCCCACGGAGGAGGGCGUAAGAACAACUGGCCUCCACUGCCAGAGAAGUUCCCUGUUGGUCCAUGUUUCUACCACGACAUUGCAGUGGACAUUCCUGUAGAGUUCCAAAAGACCGUGAAGAUCAUGUACAAGCUUUGGAUGUUCCAUGCAUGCACGCUCUUUGUGAACAUGUUCGGCUGCCUGGCCUGGUUCUGUGUGGAUACAUCUCGCGGUGUAGAUUUUGGCUUGGCCAUGCUAUGGUUCCUGCUGUUCACUCCCUGUUCCUUUGUCUGCUGGUACAGACCGCUUUACGGGGCUUUUAGGAGUGACAGUUCAUUCCGCUUCUUUGUCUUCUUCUUCAUCUAUAUCUGUCAGUUUGGCGUUCACGUUUUACAAAGUAUUGGCAUCGCUGGCUGGGGUACAUGUGGUUGGAUCGCAGCUUUAACUGGUCUGAACAUCAACAUCCCAGUGGGCAUCAUCAUGGUGCUGAUCUCAGCUCUGUUCACUGCGCUGUCCGUGGGAUCACUCAUCAUGUUUAAAAGGGUGCACGCACUGUAUCGUACCACCGGGGCCAGUUUUGAGAAGGCUCAGCAGGAGUUUGCAACUGGGGUCAUGUCUAACAAGACCGUCCAGACCGCGGCCGCCAACGCCGCAGCUAAUGCUGCAACCAAUGCUGCUCGUGGGGCCUUCAAACCUCAGCCAUAAACAGAAGCGCCCACAUACAUGCACACAUGCUCACAAAUACAAGCAUACACUGACACACACAAAUGUUGGAGGUGUACAACUCUGGCCUUGCAGGCUCUCAGAUCAAAUUAAUUCUAUUUCUGAAUGUUGUUAUUCUAAGAUUGGCCUACACACGUUGCUAAAAAAAAAGUAACCAGAGUUGUCCACCUUCACUUAAGAUCCAGUUUUAGUAAAAACUCUCAAGUAGUUGAAUCUUCCACAAAGAGACUCAAGAUGUGCUCUGAGUGUGUGGGAUUUCAUAACUCGCUCCUCUUUCCCCGUCCUCCUGUCCCGUUGAGGUGUUUCUAAGUCAGGCAGAGGUUGCAGUUCUAGUAUACCUUAUUUUUGUCAUGGUGAUGACCUCCAGUCAGCUUCCUGCCUGGUACAUUCAGUAUAGAUUAAUGAAAAGUGAUAAUAUGAUCAGGGUGUUUUGCACAUAGUUCUGUUUUCUUGGUCACAAAAUGAAAGUACAGAGGGUGUUUGUAUGGCUGGGCCUGCGCGUGAAUGUGUACUUCACUUAACGAGAACUCUUUCAUUUAGAUCUGAAAGGUUAAUCAUCCUUGUCCUACAUCUGUGCUUCUAUUCUGAGAUGAAUACACUCCUGGUAAUUCAUAUUAGUAAAAGUAUUUCAGUACUAUUUUAUCUAGGACCUUCCUGCAGCCCUUAGCAGUGACUUAUUUCUGAAAUAUUCCCUGUUUGUGAGCUACUUCAAACACCAAAGUGGGAUAGCUUCAUAAGAUUUGAUGAAGUGAACUGUGAAGUCAGUACAUGUCCCUGUUUGACUGAUUGAUGAUGUUUGGAUCUAUUAGUGAAGACACACUGAACCCCCAGGUCAGCAGGGUCACCAGUUCUCACCACAAACCCAAAAGAGGGUCAGUCAGAUGCUUUCAUGGCCAGCUGUAACUAAAAAAGGACAAACAUGAGAAAUAUCCACUUUUCUUUAUGUACUUUAGGUUUGGCAUUAACAGACUACUGUGUGGCUUCAUCUCAGUUGUUUUUGUAGCACUUCACACUGUUUAAAACUAACGCUGCUAUGAAUCUUGUGCUGUGAUUAUUCUUUUGGAAAAAGACACAUUCAUAGGGAAGACGGAGAGAAGUGAACAGCCUUUCUUUGACGAUGACAUUGGUUUAGAUUUUUCUAGAGAUUAACCUGCAUACAUAAAAAAGUUAAACAUUGAUACUGUGUUUACCUCCACAACAUAGCUAACACUCCAUUUGCUUUUCUAAAGACAAAAGCAGUCAGUCCAGUUGUUUUUCCUCUGGCAUAAGAAGUUUCAUAUCUAAAUUGAACAUUUAGUAAGAGAGGAUUCAGUGGUAUGACUAAAUGAAUUAAUGUAUAUACAAUAAUAACAGUGUUAUUCAGAACUAAGUUGUACAGAAAUAUGGACGUGUGUUAUUUGUCUCGCUUUAGCACCUCGUAGUGGUGGUGAACGUCUGAAGCUGUGCACGAUGACUGGUGAUGCCGGUUUUACAAAUGUAUGGACCGAACAUUAUAGUGGAUGAAAUAAUCCUGUGAAUAGAACCAAGUUGACGAUCAAUGAUUUGUUAGGAAAUCAGCCAACGCCUCGAAAGUAUUGUUUUUGUUUGUUAAUAUUCUUGUUUUAAGUUCAUUGCACUUUCUUGUUUUACGUUGAACUUAGUGCAAAAGACAAGCGUUUUUAUUUAUGGUGUAAUUUAAGUUGUUUGCAUUUUCCAUUUUCCGUUUGGUUUGAUUUUACAUGAUGUGUUAUGUUUGUGUGGUUUUGUAAUGACGUGAUCAUAGCAUCAGCUAGAUUUAAGAGUGUUUAAUGACUUUGCAACUUGACCCUGCAAGAUGUGCUGGAAUGGAUGAGAAUGUGUAGGAUUGGUAUGAAAGGCCCUAAAGUGUUAUUCUGUGCAGAAAAGCUGUGAGAAAUCUACCAAAUGUCCAUAUAGAUUUGUUUUUAAAUCUUGGUUCAGUGUUCCCUUGCCAUAUUUUACUUUAAGAUGUUACUUUUAUUUUGCUUCAAACACCCACAUGAUUCCCAUGUGUCUAAAGUUUUGAAAAGUUGUCAAAUGAAGCCAUGCCACAGAGAGUCAUUUCUUGAUGUAUUUGGGCAAGUUGGUCCGCAGUAUAAACGAUGUAUUUGAAGUUUGCUGACACAUCACUGUUUUUGACCCGUGACCAUGUUAUUUAACUGAAUCAGAGAAGAAACCUAUUCAAAAAGGGACACUUGUAUAUUUUGUAAAGUUGAACAUUUGAUCCCCAUUAUCAAUUACAUGUAAAAAGAAAACGUAAUGCACUCUUGUCUGGCCUUUGUUGCAUGUGAAAUAGUUUGAGUUUUGUAUAUUUAUGGUAUUAACAUGGAAUAAAAUUUGAAAGA
Molecule: messenger RNA, 3563 nt
Organism: Notothenia coriiceps (black rockcod)
Lineage: Eukaryota; Metazoa; Chordata; Actinopteri; Perciformes; Nototheniidae
Product: secretory carrier-associated membrane protein 1-like
Exons: 10
Coding region: 163-1203 (346 amino acids)
Biological process (GO): protein transport
Cellular component (GO): recycling endosome membrane; trans-Golgi network membrane
Source: RefSeq, a predicted model, not a curated record